Thermothelomyces thermophilus ATCC 42464 is the source of this 2647-nucleotide messenger RNA. RefSeq lists its product as uncharacterized. Bases 138 to 2546 code for a protein of 802 amino acids. The record is from RefSeq and is a predicted model, not a curated record. The transcript is spliced from 4 exons. Lineage: Eukaryota; Fungi; Ascomycota; Sordariomycetes; Sordariales; Chaetomiaceae. Gene Ontology annotation, molecular function: oligopeptide transmembrane transporter activity. Gene Ontology annotation, biological process: transmembrane transport.
GAUUGGAACGGUCCCGACAAAAAGCCGACAGGAAGGAGACCGUUGAACCGAAUCGCUCUCGCCCUGCCUCGUCGCGGCGAAACGCACGAGCGGGCUCGGCCUCGCACGGCUGGGGAAGAAGAUAGAGAGCCGGAGAGAUGGCGUCGCGACUCAUCCGGUCCCUCCGGCGGCGGCGGGAGGAUGACGUGAAGCCGGACAUGGAGGGAUCGGUGGUGGGAUCGGUCGAAGGGGGGCCCACGGGCUUCGCAUCGCUCAAGCAGUUCGAAAAGAUGCACCGCUUCGACCCGAAUCUACCCUUGGACGAGCUGGAGGAGGUCGGCAACGCGCUGGAGACGGCCAAUCUCGAGAAGGGGGCCGAGAUUGAACAGAUCCUGGCCGAGGAUAACUCGCCAUAUCCAGAAGUACGAGCCUCGGUCCGGAAUUUCGACGUCGAUAUGCCUGUCAAUACGAUACGGGCCUGGACCAUUGGCCUGCUCCUGUGCACGAUUGGGUCCGCAGUCAACAUGAUACUGUCGCUCAGGAAUCCCAGCAUCUCCCUCACGACCUUUGUCAUUCAGCUGAUCGCAUACCCUUUGGGCCUUGCCUGGGACUUGAUCUUCCCUGAUCGAGUCUUCAAUCUCUGGGGCCUCAAGUUCAACCUCAAGCCGGGGCCAUUCAACUUUAAAGAGCACGUCAUCAUCGUGGUCAUGUCGAAUGCUGCGUAUGGCGGUGGCGCGCUCUACGCCUCCGAUGUGAUUAUCGCUCAGCGCAUCUGGUACCACCAGAACUUUGGUUGGUUAUGGCAGCUCUUGUUCGGCAUCACGACGCUCUGCACGGGCUAUGGGUUGGCCGGACUGGCGAGGAGGUUCCUGGUCUGGCCUGCCGCCAUGAUUUGGCCGACCGAUCUCGUCAACUGUGCCCUAUUCUACACCCUACACGACCACUCUCCGACCGAUCCGACACGGACCAACGGCUGGUCCAUCAGCCGCUACAAGUGGUUCAUGCUUGUCUUCUUCGGGUCGUUUUUGUGGUAUUGGUUCCCCGGUUACCUGUUCCAGGGGCUCUCGUGGUUCUGCUGGCUCACCUGGAUCUGGCCCGACAAUGUCAUUGUCAACCAGCUGUUUGGGGGCUACAGCGGCUACGGCCUGUUCCCCAUUACUUUUGAUUGGAGUAUCAUCUCCGCCUAUGUCAUGUCCCCGCUCAUCCCGCCCUUCCACGCCAUCGCAAACGUCGUGGGAGGCGUCACCGUCUUCUUCGUUAUUAUCUCGAUCGGCAUCCAUUACUCGGGCAUGUGGUACUCGGCUUACCUGCCGGUCCAGAACUCGCACGCCUACGACAACACCGGCAAUCUGUACAAUGUCUCGGCGAUCCUUAACGACAAGAUGCAGUUCGACGAGGCCAAGUACCAUGCUUACUCGCCCCUAUAUCUCCCCACUCAGUUCGCCCUUGCCUAUGGCCUCUCUUUCGCCGCCCUCGCCGCCGUCAUCACCCAUGUCGCUCUGUACCACGGCUGCGAGAUUUGGACACAGUGGAAGCUGGCUCGGUCCCAAGAGGACGACGUCCACAUGCGGCUGAUGAAGAAGUAUCGCGACGCCGAGGACUGGUGGUACGCUCUGUUGUUCGUCAUCAUGCUCGGCCUUUCGUUCGCCGUCGUUUGCGCGUGGGACACCAACUUUCCCUGGUGGGCUUACGUCGUCUGCGUCCUGAUCCCCCUGGUGUGGACGAUCCCGAUCGGCAUCGUGCAGGCCAUCACCAAUAUCCAGCUUGGCCUCAACGUCCUUACCGAGUACAUCGUCGGCUACAUGCUCCCCGGCCGCCCCCUCGCCAUGAUGAUGUUCAAGAACUACGGCUAUCUCUGCAUGUCGCAGGCGCUCUACUUCGUCCAGGACCUCAAGCUCGGUCACUACAUGAAGGUCCCCCCGCGCGUCAUGUUCUGGUCCCAGCUGGUUGCGUCCAUCUGGUCGGCCGUCGUCCAGAUUGCCGUCAUGAACUGGGCGCUCGAGACCAUUCCCGACGUCUGCUCCGAGACCCAGGUGCACCAGUGGAACUGUCCCAGCGCCCGCGUCUUCUACACGGCCUCGAUCAUCUGGGGCGCCAUCGGCCCCCGCCGCAUGUUCUCCCACGGCGCCCUCUACAGCUCGCUGCAGUGGUUCUGGCUCGUCGGCGCCCUCGCCCCCGUGGCGACGUGGUUCCUCGCGCGCCGCUACCGCCGCGGCAUCUGGCGCUACGUCAACAUGCCCCUCAUCUUUGGCGGUUCAGGCAUGCUGCCGCCCGCCACCGUCUUCAUCUACUACUGCUGGGGCAUCGUCGGCACCGUCUUCAACUUCUUCAUCCGCCGCCGCCGCACCGGCUGGUGGCUCCACUACAACUACGUCACGUCAUCGGCCCUCGACUGCGGCCUGAUCGUCUCGACCCUCGUCAUCUUCUUUGCGCUCUACCUCAGCGGCACCGAGGCGCCCAAUUGGUUCGGCAACAGGGCCGCGCUGAGCACCAUGGACAUGCUCAGCAAGGCGGUGCAGAGCCCCGUCCCGCCUGGGGAGACGUUUGGGCCAAAGACGUGGGUUUGAAGAGAGGGUUUUGACAGAUUCUCUUUUCAAUAGAAAUGCUCUUGUUCCUUGUUUUCUUUUUCUGGUAAUGCGAUGACGGAGUGGGUCGGAGUCUAGGAGUU